Molecule: messenger RNA, 828 nt
Organism: Pygocentrus nattereri (red-bellied piranha)
Lineage: Eukaryota; Metazoa; Chordata; Actinopteri; Characiformes; Serrasalmidae
Product: prenylcysteine oxidase-like
Exons: 3
Coding region: 1-828 (275 amino acids)
Biological process (GO): prenylcysteine catabolic process; prenylated protein catabolic process
Molecular function (GO): prenylcysteine oxidase activity
Source: RefSeq, a predicted model, not a curated record
AUGUCUCUGAGAAACCUGUCAGUCAAAGCUCUUCUGUUCUUCAGGAUUUGUCAGGUUGGGCUUUGGGGUCUUGUCUCAGCCUCUGAGCUGAAAGAGCAGCCUGAGAAAAUCGCCGUCAUUGGAGGAGGAAUCGGAGGAACAGGAGCAGCAUAUUUCCUGAGGCAGGAGUUCGGACCGCCUGUCAAGAUUGACGUGUUUGAAGCAGGACCUGUCGGCGGACGUCUUGCAACCGAGAACAUCAGGGGACAUGAAUAUGAAACCGGAGGGUCAAUUAUACACCCACUUAAUUUGCAUAUGAAGCACUUUGUGGACAAACUGGGCACUGAAUCAAGCUUUUACGAGGUGAACUACGUUGGUGAUUCUGGCCCUGCCCACUCCAUUUAUGACAUUGUGAUUGUGGCCACACCCCGUCAUGAAGGCCUCUCUGACUUCUCACCUCCAAUCCCAUCUCCCUUUCCUGGCCACUACCACCACCUUGUGACCACGCUGGUCCUGGGUCAGGUCAACACAUCAUAUCUGGGGAUUGAUCAGUUUUUUUCCCAGGAGCCACUGUCUGAGGAACAGCUGCGGGAGAUUUUCGUGUCAUGGGAGGGGGUGUGGGAGAAGCGCUGGCUGGCUUACCCCUCAUACAGCUCCUCACCACACCCACCGUUCGUCCUCCACGACCGUUUAUACUAUCUCAGUGCCAUCGAAUGGGCUGCCAGCUGCAUGGAAUUGAGUGUUGUUGCAGCACGCAACAUGGCACUGCUCGCCUACCACCACUGGCACGACCAGACAGACAAAAUUGACCAAGAGGACCUGCACCCCCGCCUCCGUGGAGAGCUGUAA